Messenger RNA from Annulohypoxylon maeteangense, 1737 nucleotides. RefSeq names its product anthranilate synthase component 1. The transcript has 3 exons. Gene Ontology annotation, biological process: L-tryptophan biosynthetic process. The coding region runs from base 158 to 1699 and encodes 513 amino acids. Lineage: Eukaryota; Fungi; Ascomycota; Sordariomycetes; Xylariales; Hypoxylaceae. Gene Ontology annotation, molecular function: anthranilate synthase activity. The record is from RefSeq and is a predicted model, not a curated record.
GUUGGUUACACCAAUUGAAGUUAUCGGAAUAAUGAAAGCUGAGUCAACGUUAAGGUUACUUUGCUAUUAAGAAGAGCUAGAAUCUUAGGAUUUAGGUACUUGAAAUGAACGAGAGCUUAUUUUCUUACUCCAAAAUUUCUAGUUAUAUCCGCCCAUAAUGGCUCAAGCGGACGUUGUUCUGCCCUCGUUAGAAACUGUUAAGGAAAUUCUCUCGAAACCCACAGCAGGACCUAAGAAACCAAACCUAGUCCCUUUAUACGGUCAAAUAUCUGCCGAUCUCAUCACACCCUCCGCCGCAUACUUAAAAGUUUCCGCCCAUUCAAAGUCCGAUUUCUCUUUCCUCUUCGAGAGCGCUGCCACAGAGAGGGUUGGGCGAUAUAGCUUUGUCGGUGCUGGACCGCGUAAGAUCUUGAAGACUGGAGAGGGCCAUGGAGAAUCGAUAGAUCCGUUACCCGCCCUCGAGAAGGAGUUGUCACAAAAUGUCGUUGCCGACGUACCAGAUCUUAGGCUACCGCCGCUUACUGGUGGUGCUGUUGGCUACGUAGGUUACGAUUGCGUACGAUACUUCGAACCCAAGACGGCACGGCCGAUGAAAGACAUUCUCAAGACCCCAGAGUCUCUCUUUAUGUUAUUUGACACCAUCGUGGCUUUCGAUAGAUUUUUCGGCGUCAUAAAGGUCAUCACCUACCUCCGCAUCCCAGAGAACCUCGAUACCCUCCAAGACGAAUACAACAAAGCCACAGAAACCAUCCAGGAUCUCAUCGACGUCCUCAAUUCCCCCGAGAUACCCGUCCCCGAACAGCAGCCCAUCCAACUCGACCAGAAAUACACGUCCAACAUCGGCCAAGACGGCUACGAGGGCCAUGUGACCGGACUAAAGACACAUAUCGUAGCAGGCGACAUCAUCCAAGCCGUGCCCUCGCAACGGUUCGCCCGUCCGACCUCGCUCCACCCCUUCAACAUCUACCGCCACCUACGAACGGUGAACCCCUCUCCCUACCUCUUCUUCAUCAACUGCCAGGACUUCCAAAUCGUCGGCGCCUCGCCGGAGCUACUCGUCAAGGAGGAGGAAGGACGCAUCAUAACGCACCCGAUCGCGGGCACGGUCAAGCGCGGUAAGUCACCCGAGGAAGACGAGCAGCUCGCAGACGAAUUGCGCAACUCGCUGAAAGACCGCGCGGAGCACGUCAUGUUGGUCGACCUCGCCCGCAACGACAUCAACCGCGUCUGCGACCCACUAACAACGCGCGUCGAUCGCCUCAUGGUCGUCGAGCGCUUCAGCCACGUCCAGCACCUCGUCUCCCAGGUCUCGGGCGUCCUGCGCCCCGACCAGACCCGCUUCGACGCCUUCCGCUCUAUCUUCCCCGCCGGCACGGUGUCCGGCGCCCCGAAAGUUCGGGCUAUGGAACUUAUUGCCGAGCUCGAGAAGGAGAAGAGGGGCGUUUAUGCGGGUGCGGUUGGAUACUUUGGGUAUGGUAGUGUCGGGGCGGAUGGUAGGGAGAUUGAGGGCGCGAUGGAUACGUGUAUUGCGCUCCGCACGAUGGUGGUUAAGGACGGGACGGCGUAUCUUCAGGCUGGAGGCGGCAUUGUCUUCGACUCGGACCCGUACGAAGAGUGGAUGGAGACGAUAAAUAAGUUGGGCGCGAAUAUGCAGUGUAUUACGUCGGCGGAGAAGUUAUAUGCUAGGAGGCAGAAAUAGAGGGGAAGAGAUGAGAGGAGUAGGUAGGGUGGAUGGUA